This is a messenger RNA of Ascoidea rubescens DSM 1968, 1068 nucleotides long. RefSeq names its product SDR family oxidoreductase. Gene Ontology annotation, molecular function: oxidoreductase activity, acting on the CH-OH group of donors, NAD or NADP as acceptor. The record is from RefSeq and is a predicted model, not a curated record. The transcript has a single exon. The coding region runs from base 1 to 1068 and encodes 355 amino acids. NCBI's taxonomy places the organism in Eukaryota, Fungi, Ascomycota, Saccharomycetes, Ascoideales, Ascoideaceae.
AUGGCAGGAACUGUUUUGCUCACCGGUGCUUCGGGAUACAUUGCUCUCCACAUCCUCGACCAUGCCUUGAAAAGAGGUUAUUCAGUCAUUGGGACAGUUCGUUCCACUGAAAAGGGAGAGCAGAUUCUCAAGAACCUUCAUGAAAAAUAUCCUGAAACCAAAUCCUUUGACUUGACGUUUGAAAUCGUUGAAGAUAUAGCUGUCGAAAAUGCAUUUGACGGUGUGAUCAAAAAACGUGGCCCUCAAUUAGACUAUGUUCUCCAUACUGCAUCCCCCUUCUCCUUUGGUUUUACUACUACCUAUGAAGAAGCCCUCUUGAAACCGGCUAUUAAUGGAACUGCAAACAUUCUCAAGGCUGUCAAAGAGUACGCUCCAAAUGUUAAAAAGGUGGUUAUCACCUCAUCUUUAGCUGCCGUUUUAGACAUGGACAAAUUGGAAGAUAAAUCCCAUGUUCUUACCGAAAAAUGCUGGAAUCCCAUUGAAGUCGACCAAAUAAAAGAUCCAAUGAACGCUUAUAGGUGUUCUAAAAAACUUGCUGAAAAGACUGUCUGGAAAUUUGUUGAAGAAGAAAAGCCCUCGUUUAAAGUUACCACUGUUUUGCCUCCUUUGGUCAUUGGUCCUCAAUUGUUUGAUUCGGAUGCUAAAAAACCGGUGUUAAAUGUGUCUGCAAAUAAAGUCAACGUCUUGUUACAAAGUAAAUAUACCCCAGAAUAUGAAUCCUAUAAAACAAUGUCAUUUUUGGGUACUGAUGUUCGUGAUAUUGCUGAAGUCCAUAUGAUUGCUUUAGAAAAACCUGAAACUGAUGGCCAAAGACUAUUGUCGAUUGCCGGUAUUUAUGGCGAUCAAUUAAUUUUGGAUUUGAUAAAUGAUAACUUUCCUCAAGCAAAAGGUAAAAUUGCUGUUGGUGAUCCGUCCCAGACUCAAGCUAUAUUAAACACUGGUCCAACUUAUGAUAUUUCUGUUACUCUCGCUUUAACUGGAAUUAAAUUCAUAACACUUGAACAAUCCAUCAUCGACGCUGCUGCUCAAAUUCUUAAAGUUAAACCUGAAAUUUUAAAUAGAGAUUAA